GCUGCGAACCUGAGCAUGGGGUUUUGGGGUACCCAGGGUGCUGAGGAGUAUAGGUGGGAGUAAUGGGAUGCCCAGGGUGCUGGAGGUGGGGGUGCAGACGGGUGGCCAGGUCCCGGGAUGCUGGGUGUUCUGGAUGCCCAUGGUUCUGGGGCUCUGAUGUCCGGGGGAUCCCAACCUGGUGCUGGGGGUGUUCAGGGGUGCCCCAUCCCUCAUCCCCCGUGGCUCAGCAACUCCCCCAUGGCACAGUGCCUGCUGCCGUCCCUGUGUGCUGCCAUGGCCGGGGCGCAGGGCUGCAGCGAGGGGCAGAUCGCGGGGCUGUACGACCUGGGGCGCACGCUGGGCACGGGCCAUUUCGCGGUGGUGAAGGCGGCGCGGCACGUCUUCACCGGGCAGCGUGUGGCCGUCAAGGUGAUCGACAAGAGCAAGCUGGCGGGGGGCGCAGCGGGGCAGCUCCUGCAGGAGGUGCGCUGCAUGAAGCUGGUGCAGCACCCCAACGUGGUGCGCCUCUACGAGGUCAUUGACACGCACGCCAAGCUGUACCUCAUCCUGGAGCUGGGCGACGGUGGGGACAUGUUCGACCACAUCAUGCGGCACGAGGGCGGGCUGCCCGAGGCGCGGGCCAAGCACUACUUCGCCCAGAUUGUCCACGCCAUCUCCUACUGCCACAAGCUCCACGUGGUGCACCGCGACCUCAAGCCCGAGAACGUGGUCUUCUUCCAGGAGCAAGGUGUGGUGAAGCUCACUGACUUCGGCUUCAGCAACCGCUUCCAGCCCGGCAAGAUGCUCACCACCAGCUGCGGCUCACUGGCGUACUCGGCGCCCGAGAUCCUGCUCGGGGAUGAGUACGAUGCCCCGGCUGUCGACAUCUGGAGCCUGGGGGUCAUCCUCUACAUGCUGGUCUGCGGCCACCCCCCCUUCCAGGAGGCCAACGACAGCGAGACCCUCACCAUGAUCAUGGACUGCCGAUACACUGUCCCUGCGCACGUCUCGGCUCAGUGUGCUGACCUCAUCUCCAGGAUGCUACAGCGGGACCCCAAGUGCCGAGCGUCGCUGGAGCAGAUCGAGGGCCACCCGUGGCUGCAGGGGGUGGACCCGUCCCCUGCCAGCCGCUGCCUGCUGCCCCUCACCUCGCACAAGCGCGUGUCACAGGAGGAGCACGAAAUCAUCCUCCGGGCCAUGAUGUGUGGGAACAUCGCGGACAGGGACACCAUCCAGGAGGCGCUGGAAGCCAACCGGUACAACCACAUCACGGCCACCUAUUUCCUGCUAGCGGAGAGGAUGCUGCGGGAGAAGCAGGAGAAGCAGAGUCGCAGUCUCAGCCUCGUCUACGACUUGGCAAGGGAGGUGCAGAGCAGGGGCAACUUACCGGGCACGUUCAGCCCCAUGGGCAGCAGCAGCAGCCUCCUGGCCUUCACGGAGGUGCCGCAUGGCCUCACAGCCGUCUCCCCCCUGCCCACUGGAGCCAACAUCGGCAGCCGGCAGCCCCCCAGGACCCUGCUGAAGAUCCCAGCCGUUGACACCACCAUCACCAAGAGCACCCCUGCCCUGCAGCAGAUAUGUGAGGAGGAAGAGGAGGAGGAUGAGGAGGAUGAGGGGAGGCCUAGUGCCAUGGAGAGGAAGAGCAGCUCACUGAACCAGGAGCAGAUGCGAGCCUUCCUGUGCACUCACCACCCAUCUAGCUGUGGGGAGCUCUGGGGCCCUGGGGCAGAGCUGGGGGGCUGGGGCUGGGCUGGGAAGGCAGUGAGGGGGGGUUGGGAUCCCCCAGCACUGUGGGGAGAUGGAGCAGAGCCCCCCAAGAGGAAGGAGGAUGCAGACCCCAGGGGUUCCUCUGCAGAGCCCCCCUGGGAAAGGGGAGCCACUGGAUCCCCCCAGAGCAGCUCUGCUGAGGUGCCCCAGGGGCUGGGGGCAGAAGUGACCCACAGCGCCCUACCGAGCCCCACGGACAAGUCCGAAGGGCAGGAGGCACCCGGCAGCCUGGCUGAGAGGUCGGUGGAGAGCUCGGGGCUGGGGAGCGUCGAGGGAGGCGUGGAGAACGCGAUCAAGCUGGACCCUGGCAAGAGCAAAGGGGGCAGCCUGCGGGACAGGCUCCUGCAGUUCCCGCUCUGUGAGAAGGCGCUGGCCUUCAGACUCCAGCCGGGCUCCAGGGAGACCCUGCUCUCACUGGGGCAGUUCAACUGCUGCCACGUCAUUUAGACCCUGCAUGAGGGCUCAGGAGGGUACCCCCCCCCCCUUGCUUGUGCUCUGCCCCUGACCCAC
Neopsephotus bourkii (Bourke's parrot) is the source of this 2256-nucleotide messenger RNA. RefSeq names its product SNF-related serine/threonine-protein kinase-like. Gene Ontology annotation, molecular function: tau-protein kinase activity; ATP binding; protein serine/threonine kinase activity. The record is from RefSeq and is a predicted model, not a curated record. Bases 118 to 2193 code for a protein of 691 amino acids. Lineage: Eukaryota; Metazoa; Chordata; Aves; Psittaciformes; Psittacidae. Gene Ontology annotation, cellular component: cytoplasm. The transcript is spliced from 5 exons. Gene Ontology annotation, biological process: intracellular signal transduction; protein phosphorylation; microtubule cytoskeleton organization.